GUCAGUUAUAUUGUUGUAAGCCGUAAUAAAACCUAGUCAGUAGCUCAUUUCGUUGGUCGGCUCCUUUAACAACAUAGCAAUACGACCUUUAGUUUACGCUGCGCGUGCGCGCCAGUCCGUGUUCCUCCUUGCUCGUUAACUGACGUGUUACCACAACGAUGAGGAUUUGCAAGUCGCGUCUUUAUUUGGUGGGCAGCGUGUUAUCGGCGCUGAUCGUGGGUGCGCUGGUGGCUGUGCUGGUGCUGCAGCCGUGGGCCAGCGACGACCACCCGCGCUACCCGCGCGCCACCGUCGCCGCAAAUGGAUACGAGUGCGCUUCUAUUGGACGCCAAAUCCUGGAAAAGGAUGGUUCCGCGGUAGACGCGGCAAUAGCGACAUUGUUCUGCGAGGGCGUCGCGUGCGCACAAUGUAUGGGGCUCGGCGGCGGGUUCCUCGCGACGGUGUACGACGCGCCGACGGGCCGGGUGCGCGUCGUGAACGCUCGCGAGCGCGCGCCGGCGGCCACCCACGAGGAUCAGUUCGCGAACGCAUCGUCUACCGUAGGCGGGUUAGCCAUCGCCGUACCGGGCGAGCUUCGGGGCUACGGGGAGCUGUAUCGGGCGUACGGACGCCUGCCGUGGGCGGAGCUGGUGCGGCCUACCGCCGACCUGUGCCGGCGCGGCCACCGCGUCAACUCCUACAUGGGCCGCGUGCUGCACUCCUACAGCGACAGAAUCAAGGCCGAGCCGUCCAUGAGCGAGGUUUACGUGAAUCCGGCGACGGGCGAGGUGUGGAACGAAGGCGAUUUGGUCCCGCAGCUGACGCUGGCAGCUACGCUCGACACCAUCGCCGAGGAGGGCCCGGAGGCGAUACACAAUGGCUCGCUGACGGCGCGGCUCGUGCAAGACAUCCGCGCCUUCGGUGGUAUCGUCACGGAAGACGACCUCAGGAAUUUCAAGGUCGAAUGGCAAGAGCCAAUCGCGGUGCCGGUGUCGAGCGAGCACACGCUAUACUCCGUCCCGCUGCCCGGCUCGGGGUCGGUGCUGGCCUUCAUCCUCAACAUGCUGCGCGACUGGGUGGGCGCCGGCACCGCCGCGCCCGAGGGCUCCGCCCUAUACUGGCACCGCAUCAUCGAAACCUUCAAGUACGCGUACGCAAAGCGAACCGGCCUCGGCGACGCUUCACGCUCUGAAUUGGGCAAGAGGAUCACGCAGUUGGAGCGCAACCUAUCAGACCCGGCGUGGGCGCGCAGCUACCGCGACCUAGUGGACGAUGCGCGCACGUUCCCCGACUGGCAGCACUACGGCGCGUCGUUCGAGGGCGCCGACGACCACGGCACAGCGCACAUCGUCGUCGUCGCGCCCGACGGCAGCGUCGUGUCCGCUACCAGCACUAUCAACUACAUUUGGGGUUCUCAACGGCGGUCCCGCUCCCUCGGCAUCAUGCUGAACAAUGAGAUGGAUGACUUCGCUAUCCCCAAUCGCGAGUCAGCGUACGGUCUGCCGCCGUCGCCCGCCAACCUCCUGGCUCCUGGCCUACAGCCGCUCAGCUCCAUGACGCCCAGUAUCGUUCUCAAGAACAACCGCACGUUGGCGUUGGUUGUUGGCGCCGCCGGUGGAACUAAAAUAACUACUCAAGUGUCGCUGAUAGUGAGACAUGUGAUCAACGAAGGCGGAUCCUUCAAACAUGCCGUAAUGCGUCCACGAGUUCACCACCAGUUGAUUCCUAUGGAAGUGGAAUACGAAGCUGAUUUCGAUGCGUCAAUAAUAUCGGCCCUCCGCGCGCGAGGUCACGCUACCACAGAGCUGGGCUCCACGGCUGGCUUCGCGGCCGUCAUAGGCGCUGUGAGGGACCCCGAUGGAUACCUCAGCCCGCAAACCGACCGCCGCCGAAUAGGCAGCAUGGACGGAUUUUAAUCACAUAAAACGUAUUAGAAAAUCUCUGGAUAAAGGGUCCAUUUGACAUGAGAGGUGAAAGUUGCAUUGAAAUGCGACACGGAAGAAGUUUGAGUUCAAUUUGUGACGAAUGUUUCAAAUGAAACGGUUUAGUUUAACUUAAGGGGUCAAAACAUAGAUAAACAAUAGUUUAACGUCCUCAUAAAUUCAGUACUUCUUUAAAUGGGCUGUCUUGUCCCCAUAAAAAAGUACGUUUUUGUUAAUGUAGUCGUCAAGUACUUACUUUUCUUGUGUUAUGUAUUAUCGAAGUAAUUAAUGGCGAUUAUUUCAAGGACCCGACGUAUUGGUGCUCAAAACUUAGGUAAUUUUUAGGAUUAAAUUAUGCACCUCGUGCUUGUGGGUACUGUGUACUUACAUUUUUUUUUAAUUCAACAACUUACUAACAGUUUUUUUUUAUUUUAAUAAACUUCCUAUAGUCACAAAAAUGUGAAGUACUAUAAAUCUCCUAAUUUCGUAAGCGUAUGUCAUAAGAGAAAUCAACAGUGAUAUUUUUACUUUAGUUCAGCUACUUUAGAAUCUAGUUUUGUUUCGGUUGUAAAUAAUAUUAAACUAAUUAUAGAUUUUAAGUUACAGUAUUGUUUGUAUUAUGCCUUUAUUGUUACAAGUGUCAAAUAAAAUCUUUGAAUGUAAA
Molecule: messenger RNA, 2565 nt
Organism: Ostrinia nubilalis (European corn borer)
Lineage: Eukaryota; Metazoa; Arthropoda; Insecta; Lepidoptera; Crambidae
Product: glutathione hydrolase 1 proenzyme-like
Exons: 10
Coding region: 159-1895 (578 amino acids)
Biological process (GO): glutathione catabolic process
Cellular component (GO): plasma membrane
Molecular function (GO): glutathione gamma-glutamate hydrolase
Source: RefSeq, a predicted model, not a curated record